Loa loa (African eye worm) is the source of this 315-nucleotide messenger RNA. RefSeq lists its product as hypothetical. The record is from RefSeq and is a predicted model, not a curated record. Lineage: Eukaryota; Metazoa; Nematoda; Chromadorea; Rhabditida; Onchocercidae. The annotation marks the transcript as partial. The transcript is spliced from 3 exons.
GUUUUCAUUAUGGAACUUAACAACGAAGAUAAAUAUGGUACAGGCGACAACCAUCGAUGUUUAUCAUCAUUUUACGAUUUUGUUUAUGAAAAGCCAUUUGGAAGGAAAUUAAUAGUGAGAACAGACGGGGGAAGGAAAGGAGGUAGGAACAACAAAAGGGAGAGAAAGAGAGAGGAAGAGAAAGAGAGAGAGAGAGAGAGAAAAUCGGAAGAAAUACCGUUGAGGAUUUUAAGAACUGAUCCAUAUUUAAAUCAAACGAUACAUAUUUGCAAAAGGGCAUACCGAUUACAAGCACAACAUCCGGUAUUCAAUCCG